AUGACCUGCGGAUCAGGCUUCAGGGGCCGCGUCUUCAGCUGCGCCUCAGCCUGCGGGCCCCGACCCGGCCGCUGCUGCAUCACCGCCGCCCCCUACCGUGGCAUCUCCUGCUACCGCGGCCUCCCCGGGAACUUUGGCAGCCACAGCGUCUGCGGGGGCUUCCGCGCCGGCUCCUGCGGACGCAGCUUUGGCUACCGCUCUGGGGGCGUGUGCGGGCCCAGCCCCUCCCCUGCAUCACCACCCCCCCCCUGCAUCACCACCGUGUCGGUCAACGAGAGCCUCCUGACGCCCCUCAACCUGGAGAUCGACCCCAACGCGCAGUGCGUCAAGCACGAGGAGAAGGAGCAGAUCAAGAGCCUCAACAGCAGGUUCGCUGCCUUCAUCGACAAGGUGCGCUUCCUGGAGCAGCAGAACAAGCUGCUGGAGACCAAGUGGCAGUUCUACCAGAACCGCCAGUGCUGCGAGAGCAACCUGGAGCCACUGUUCAAUGGCUACAUCGAGACGCUGAGGUGGGAGGCAGAGUGUGUGGAGGCCGACAGCGGGAGGCUGGCCUCAGAGCUCAACCACGUGCAGGAGGUGCUGGAGGGCUACAAGAAGAAGUACAAAGAGGAGGUGGCACUAAGGGCCACUGCUGAGAAUGAAUUUGUGGUCCUGAAGAAGGACGUGGACUGUGCCUACCUACACAACUCCGACUUGGAGGCCAACGUGGAGGCCCUGACCCAGGAGAUCGACUUCUUAAGGUGACUGUACGAGGAGGAGAUCUGCGUCCUCAAUGCCCACAUCUCAGACACCUCGGUGGUUGUCAAGAUGGACAACAGCCACGAACUUGACAUGGACUGCAUCAUUGCCGGGAUUUAAGCUCAGUAUGAUGACACUGCCAGCCGCAGCUGGGCAGAGGCCAAGUCCUGGUACCGCAGCAAGUGCGAGGAGAUGAAGGCCACGGUGAUCAGGCACGGGGAGACCCUGCACCGCACCAAGGAGGAGAUCAACGAGCUGAACUGCAUGAUCCAGAGGCUGACGGCCGAGGUGGAGAACGCCAAGUGCCAGAACUCCAAGCUGGAGGCUGCAGUGACCCAGUCUGAGCAGCAGGGCGAGGCUGCCCUCAGCGACGCCCGCUGCAAGCUGGCUGAGCUGGAGGCCGCCCUGCAGAAGGCCAAGCAGGACAUGGCCUGCCUGCUCAAGGAGUACCAGGAGGUGAUGAACUCCAAGCUGGGCCUGGACAUCGAGAUCGCCACCUACAGGCGCCUGCUGGAGGGUGAGGAGCACAGGUUGUGUGAAGCCGUUAGUGCUGUAAAUGUCUCCCUGUCCUCCUCCCGCAGGUGUCAGCAGCUCCCGGGUGGGGUCGUGUGCGGAGACCUCUGCGUGUCGGGCUCCCGGCCUGUGACCGGCAGCGUCUGCAGCGCCCCGUGCACUGGGAACCUGGCGGUGAGCACCAGGCUGUGCGCGCCGUGCAGCCAGAGCUGCGGUAGUGGCCGCUCCGUGCGCUUCGUGUAGCGCCCCUGCUGUGAAAAGACGCCCUCGCGAGCUGUCCCCAAACGGGAGAGGAAGGACUCCAGGAACCAGCUGCCCGGCCCGCCCGCGCUGCUGCGAGCCUUACCGUCUUGCACCCCUCUCCCGGCUUGUCUCUCCACUUCUCCAGCGGGGUCAGGCUGCUCACACGCAGCUCUCCCCUCCCCCAAGUAUCUAAUCCGCUGGUGUCCUCACAGCCCCAGGGCAAAGACCCAACCCCCGCUAGGCCUGCUCUGGAGGCCUGGAUGCCUGUGGCGUCUGAGGGACAGAUGGGCCCCAGGGCCCCUCAGUGUGGACGUGCUGGGCUGGGCCUCCCCUGCCUUCUACACCCCAGUGGGGACAGGCCGCAUCUCCCCCUGGGCAGCCUCACAGCUGCCUCGGCUCCCCCACUCCGCUGGGUCUCCCUGUUUACACUA
This is a messenger RNA of Lemur catta (Ring-tailed lemur), 1925 nucleotides long. Its product is annotated as keratin, type II cuticular Hb1-like. The record is from RefSeq and is a predicted model, not a curated record. Gene Ontology annotation, molecular function: structural constituent of skin epidermis. Gene Ontology annotation, cellular component: keratin filament. NCBI's taxonomy places the organism in Eukaryota, Metazoa, Chordata, Mammalia, Primates, Lemuridae. The transcript is spliced from 10 exons. Gene Ontology annotation, biological process: keratinization; intermediate filament organization.